This is a messenger RNA of Lactuca virosa, 1998 nucleotides long. NCBI's taxonomy places the organism in Eukaryota, Viridiplantae, Streptophyta, Magnoliopsida, Asterales, Asteraceae. The record is from the annotation of a GenBank genome assembly.
UAAUACAUACAUCUCUCCAUCAAACUAGCAAUCGCUUUCUACCUCCAAAACCUUGUAUUAGCGAAUACUUAGUUUCAGCCAGCAAUCUACCGUAGUUAAUUCUAUUGAGGCAUUAAUGGAGAGACUUCCGAAGUGUGCAGCAAACUAUGUCCCUCUCACUCCUCUCACUUUCUUCAACAGAGCAUCAAAGGUUUAUGCCAACCGAGCCUCUGUCAUAUAUGGAGGAGUCAGCUUUACCUGGCGCCAAACUUAUGAGAGAUGCUGUCGUCUCGCCUAUUCCCUCCGUUCCCUUAACGUUGUCAAGAACGAUGUUGUAUCUGUGCUAGCGCCAAACGUACCUGCGUUAUAUGAGAUGCAUUUCGCAGUUCCAAUGGCAGGAGCUGUGCUUAAUGCAAUCAACACAAGACUUGAUGCUAAAAACAUCGCCACUAUUCUCUGUCAUUCUGAAGCCAAGGUGUUUUUCGUCGACUAUCAAUAUGUUCCUUUAGCAUCUGAGGCGCUACAAUUGCUGGAUGCUAAAAACGUAGCCAUGCCUUUGGUCAUCGUGAUUGAUGACGUUGAUAAGCCGACUGGUGUUCGUCUUGGCAAGCUGGAGUAUGAGCUACUCAUCCAGCAUGGCAAUCCACUAUAUCAUGGUGAAGAACUUGAGGACGAGUGGGAUGCGAUUUCACUGAAUUACACAUCCGGAACCACCUCUGAGCCCAAGGGAGUGGUGUAUAGCCACCGUGGUGCUUUUCUGAGCACCAUGAGCUUGAUUCAAGGUUGGGAAAUGGGUACGGAGGCGGUGUACUUAUGGUCACUACCAAUGUUCCAUUGCAACGGCUGGACGUUCACAUGGGGUGUUGCAGCAAGAGGAGGCACAAAUGUGUGCAUACGCAACACGACUGCUGAAGAAAUGUACAGGAGCAUCUCUCAGCACAAGGUGACUCACAUGUGUUGUGCCCCUAUUGUCUUCAACAUCCUUUUAGAUGCCAAGCCCCAUGAGCGUUGUGAAAUAACAUCUACGGUAAACAUACUCACCGGAGGGGCACCGCCGCCGGAGGCCCUGUUGGAGAAGAUGGAGGAUCUUGGAUUCCAUAUAAUGCAUGCGUAUGGCCUUACUGAAGCCACAGGACCUGCUCUUGUAUGCGAGUGGCAAACCAAGUGGAAUCAACUGCCGAAAGAUCAUCAGGCGAGAUUGAAGGCUCGACAGGGGGUCGGAAUACUCACCCUCGCUGAUGUCGAUGUCAAAAACAAGGACACAAUGGAGAGCGUUGUGCGUGAUGGGAAGAUGAUGGGAGAGAUCGUACUCCGAGGAAGUAGCAUCAUGAAAGGGUAUUUGAAAGAUGAGAAGGAGACUGCGAAGGCUUUUCAGAAAGGGUGGUUUUUAACCGGAGAUGUUGGAGUUAUUCAUCCCGACGGAUACGUUGAAAUCAAAGACAGGUCAAAAGACGUGAUAAUCUCCGGCGGAGAAAAUAUCAGUAGUGUGGAACUAGAAUCCAUUCUAUUCAAACACCCGGCAAUACACGAUGCAGCAGUAGUGGCAAUGCCUCAUCCAAAGUGGGGAGAAAGUCCCUGUGCUUUUGUUGUCUUGAAAGAGAUGGAAAGCACAACUGAAACCGAAAUCUUGGAAUAUUGCCGGAAAAAGAUGUCAAAAUUUAUGGUGCCAAAGAAGGUGGAGUUUGUGAAAGAACUACCAAAAACAGGAACAGGUAAAGUCGUAAAAGUGGAGCUCAGAAAACUGGCAAAAACCCUAAAGAUCUCGGAAAACAUACAAAUAAACAAUAAGAGAUCUCAAAAGGAAGUCCAUUUGCAUCAAACCCGGUACCAACAAAAUGAACCCCAUGAUCAAGAAAAAGUUUUUGCAAUGUCCCGACUUUGAAUUAAUGACUUCAAUAAUUUUAUCUCAUGUAAGUUUCGAUACAUGAAGGUAAGGGAGUAUACCCAUAUAUAUGUCCUCGUUAAUAAUAGUUUACGUUAAUAAUAGUUUACAACAGGUGAGUUUUGUGGCAUGUGGGC